GGUUGCAAACGCAAAACUUAACAAUUUUUCUCGCCUGGAGCCCACGCUUCACCUCCUUGGUGUACAGUUUAACGAGAAUGUGGCCCAAGACAUCAUGACAGGACAACAUGGGGCUGCAGCAAAGCUUUUAUAUGAAUUGUAUAUUGCUUUAGAAAAAAAGAGAAAGGCAAAGCUCACUGGAGUAGCCAUGGAAGCAAUGAGACCUGCAGCAACUGCAAAGCUUAAGUCUAUUGAAAGUAUGUUGAAUAUUCAGCAUCGCAUAGGAAGAAGGAGACAAAAUGAAAUAAUGGCCAGGAUUCAAGCAGCCAUUAUACAGAUUCCAAAGCCACCACCAAGCCACACCAUAAAAGCUACUGAAGCCAAAAAAUUCUUAAAGAAGAAAAGAGAAGCAGAGGACACAUACAAGGAGAUUAAAAAGUUUGAGAAGUCUGUGGCAGGAAAUGCCUCUGCAGUACAUAGGCAAGUCACUGACAGCGAUAUACAAGAAUCAUUGCAAACACAGAAGUUGCAAGAAACAACUCUAGAAACAACUCUAGAAACUACAGCACAGACAGCAACUGAGCUGUUAAAUAUUUAUUCAGAUGAUGAAUAUAUAAGGAAAAUUCAAAAACGUUUAGAAGAAGAUACAUUGGCUAGACAACAACGAGAAAAGAGACGACGAAAAAUGCUAAUGGAACAGUUAAUAGCACAUGAAGCUGAAGAGGAGGCUUACCGGGAGGAGCAACUUAUUUACAGACUAAUGAGACAAUCUCAGCAGGAGCGAAGGAUUGCUGUUCAACUCAUGCAUGUUCGACAUGAAAAAGAGGUGUUAAGGCAAAACAGAAUUUUCAGGGAAAAACAAUAUGAAGAAAGACGACUGAAAGAGUUCCAAGAAGCUCUUGAUAGAGAAGCGGCUCUUGCAAAACAAGAAAAGAUUGAUUAUGAAGAACUGAUUAUCAAAGAAAGAGAACGUCAUGAGAAAAUUGCUGUUGAAAGAGCUCAGGCACGUUAUAAAAAGCAUUAUUCUGUAUGUUGGGAAGUGAUCAACCAAAUCAUUGAUUUGUCAACAAAAGUAGGAGAAUAUCGUCUACUGACAAACAACAGAAUUCCAUUAAAACUGGUGCUUGACUGGAAGGAAUUUUUUUUUAAUGGAAAACCAAUGUAUGAACAAGCCUCAAUUCAACCUUUGCCAAAUGAACCAAGCCCAGAACAACUUGUAGAGCUGAAUAAAAUGAAUCUGUUAGAUGAAAAAGAUUAUGGUGAAUACAAGAGUAUGACAGGGGAAUGGUGCCCAACUGAAGAGAACAGUAAAAACAAACCUCCUCUUAAUAAUAACGUAUUGGGUCAUGUGCUUCGUAGACUGAUGGAGAUUUUCUAUCCUCCAAAACCCAAAUCUUCACCACCUGUAUUUCCUCCAUUUCCUGUCAAGGGAUGUAUUUUGGGAAAAAUUUUUAGUGGAAAAACUACCUGUGUAAAGUUUAUUGAAAAAGUUUGCAAUAUUCAGGUACUAUCUGUUGAUACACUGGUUCAGGAGGCCAUCCAAGCUUUUCUUAAAAAUGAAAUGAAAAGUGAACACAAUGUGAUUCCACAAGAAGCAGAGAGUUCUGGGGAACAAAAUGAGGUCCAGAAGAACUUAUCAAAAUCACCACUGAAAGUUCUAAAGAAACUCCAAACAGAAACACCUAUCAAACCUGUUUUAGGCAAUUGUCCUGUCAAAAAGGAUCCAUCUGGGCAAGAAUUUAAAUCAGAUAACAGUCAAGGUGGCCUAUCCGAGCUAUCUGUCCGUGCCCAGCUUGGCGCCGCAUCACAGAAAUUGUUGAAGAAAGGAAAAAGUAUUCCUGAUGAAUUACUAAUUGACAUCCUAUUGGAAGCCAUUAACCAAACACCACCAGAGAAGGGGUGGAUUGUGGAUGGGUUUCCAAUGACAAUUAAUCAGGCAAAGCUAUUUGAAAAAGCCUAUACAGGGAUUGAUCCAGAAGCAAAAGAUGCGAAUUCUGGAAAGCUCUCACUUGUUACAGAUCCCAGAGCCCCUAACAAGCCUCCUGUUACCUCACCUGCAUUUGAUGUUUCUGUAUUAUUGGAUAUUUCAGACAGUGUGGUACUGAAACGUGUGGCUAACUUGAAGUCAGAUAAAUCAAAGUCAUCUCAAACUGAACAGGAGAACAACAAUCAAAAUUCAGAUGCUGAAAUCCUAGAAGAGAAGAUUGACUUAGCCAGGGAUCAGGUGCUACAUAGAAUUUCAGGUUUUCUAGACACAUGGCCAAAAUUAGAGAAAUGGUUUUCAGUCCAUCAAAAUAUUCUAGUGAAAGUCAAUGCAGAGACAGAAGAAAGUCUCCUGUGUGAAACAGUUAAGGAAAUUAUAAUGGAAGAAAUUGCCAAAAAACAGAAUAGAAGGUCUGCUCAAGAAAUAUCACCAGAUAUUUCUGGUGAUAAAAAGCUUUUACCAGUUACACGUCAAGAUUUGCUUCCUCCCAUUCCUGUGGCACCACCACCAAUUGAACCAGGAUCAGAGGAAUGGAUUUAUGUAGAUGAACCACUUCCCAAGGAGAUAUCUGGCUUUUUAGUACCUUACUGGGAAAUGGUAGAAAACGCAUAUAUGAAUACCAUCAAAACUAUACUUAGAUGUCUAAGGGAUGAACAGCACUCUGUGAUUUAUUACUUAGCAGACGUUAGAAAAAAAUUCCAAGAUUAUUUGAAGCGUCCAGAUCUCAAGCAGGAGUUUGUAUCUCAGUGGCAAUCAGAUUUUAAUUCAAUUGCUGAUGACCUACGAGAAGAUGAGGAAACAAAAGCAGAACUACACCAAAGAGUUACUGACCUAAGAGAUCUUCUCUGGGAUAUCUGUGAUAACAGAAGGGAAGAAGCAGAGCAGGAACGUACUGAUAUCAUGAAUGAUGGCUGGUUACCAGAUCAUAGGGGGAUUGCAAUGAACCAUUUCUUUUCACUUAUGCAGGUUGAAGUGGAUCGUUUCCAAGAUACAAAGAGACUUCUUCAUGAUUAUUAUAGGGCAAUGGAAGGAAAAAUCCCAACGGAUGACAGUCAAGAUUUUACUAGAAUCCCAUUGUUAGAUAUUAUUGAUGUAAAGCAGAAAGAAGAUCAAAACAAAUCAAGAAGGAUUCCUCUAGUUUCUUGGAAACUGCCUUCACCAGAAAUAAAUACUACGAAGUCAAAAAGCAAGGGAACUCUACAGAAGAGUGCUAAGGAUGAGAAUUCUGAAAAUGGAGCAGACACUUUUGGGAAAGAUGAAAAUCUUAUUACUGAUACAUGGCAAACAGCAGUAAUAGCAGUAUCAAAUAUGGUAACAGCUGAAAUACAGUCUAAAGAAAUGGAGGAAGAAAAAGAACCUCAGCAGCUAGAACUGAAAGAAGAUCUGAAAUCUUCACAGACACUGUCAGGCAAAGCUACUGGGAAAGAUGCCAAAGAUGCCAAAAAGCUUUCUCCCAAAUCAGCUACUAAAAAGAAAGGACCACCUUCUACUGCAUCUGUGGCUGAAGUUAGUCCAGUUCCUAUAACCCUAGAAGAAUUAAAGAAACGAGAAGUGACACUUAAAAUAAAGCAAGAAUAUUUCAGUGCCUUGAAACAUGAGGAAGUAACUACAAAAUCUCGACUAGAACUUAUAAAAGAAAAAGCUUUAGCAUUUGUUGAAGAGCUAACAAUGAAAGCAGAAGAGGCUUAUAAAGAUAUGGAAAAGUGGCUUGGAUCCAGGUUCCUGGCAGAAAUGUCCAGUGUUGAAAAGCUGAUAGAGGUUGCACGACAUCAUAUUGAGAGUUCUAGCAAAAUCCAAUAUGAAAUUACUUUAGAAGAAACAGAUUUCUUCAUCAGCAGUGAUGUAAAAGUGAUUCCUGACCCUGUUCCUUCACCACAUGUUCCACACAUAGAGACCUCUGGAAGUGGUACUCUAACUAUUUCACAACUUACUACACUUCAUAAGCAGUUUCUACAGGUGGCACCUAAAGGUUUUAUACAAAAGAAAGUAUUUAUUGACAUUUUUAUUGACUUGAUUAAUUUGGAUCUUGGAACAAAUUGCCUUCCUGAUGCAUGGAUGAACUUAAUGCUUCCAGAUCUACAAAAUCUGGCAUCUGCAUUCACAGUGAACUCAGAACUUACUGACUGGCGCAGAUUCUUGCUAGCAGCAGCACAGCCUUGGCCAGUGCCAUCUGUGGCACAACUUCUCAAAACGCUACAUAGCUUCAAGUCUGUUGAUGUAGCUGGAUCAGGCUUUGUUACACAGGAAUACUAUAUGCAGGUUGGCUUAUGGUUUAAAGGAAAUGAAGAUCUAAGCGUAACAAAAAGUUGCACAGAACCUUUGCCUUUAGAUAGGCUAAGACAUCUCAUAAAGUUUUUCUUCCAUUUAUUUGCUGAUACCAGAAAAGAUCCUCCUCUGCUCAACUACACUGACAUGCUACUUUAUUUUGCCUCCCACUCUGAUCCAGUUGAAGGUGUUUACAGAGCACUUAGCAUUGCAACUGGAACAUAUAUUCAUAGAAAAGAAGUGGCUUCGCUUCCAUAUGCGGCUUUUCCUUAUACCAACAUAGUGCCAAAUGAGAACACUUUAAUAGAAGAUGAAAAAGAAGUCUUGGAUUACAAGGGUGAAGGAAUAAUUUCAGUGGCAACUCUACUCAAAGUGUUUCACACUGGAGGAAGUAAAGGUGAAGAUAAUCAUAGAUACAGUAAUCUGGAGAAGGAAGGCUGCUAUGAUAAGUUAAAGCAUUUCAUCAAAAUAUACAAAGAAUUAGGCACUGAAGAUCUGACACCCAUUCCAGUUGCACUCCUUUUGAAGCAUCCUUUCAUUCAAGACUUGAUCAACAGGUAUCAAGAAUACAAGCUCCCUGAUAUUAAAAUCUUUCUCCAAAGAUCUGAACAAGCACAAUCAACUGAUGGAAAAAACACCACGUGUAAAGACAUCGAUGUGUGA
Molecule: messenger RNA, 4891 nt
Organism: Pygoscelis adeliae (Adelie penguin)
Lineage: Eukaryota; Metazoa; Chordata; Aves; Sphenisciformes; Spheniscidae
Gene: SPEF2
Product: sperm flagellar 2
Exons: 32
Biological process (GO): sperm axoneme assembly
Cellular component (GO): sperm midpiece; manchette
Source: RefSeq, a predicted model, not a curated record